This is a messenger RNA of Nematocida minor, 842 nucleotides long. RefSeq lists its product as uncharacterized. The record is from RefSeq and is a predicted model, not a curated record. The annotation marks the transcript as partial. The transcript has a single exon. Lineage: Eukaryota; Fungi; Microsporidia.
AAGAUUGCAAGAAGAAGAGCUGAAUAAAAGAUUGGAAGAAAAUGAGCUGAAUAAAAGAUUGGAAGAAAAUGAGCUAAAUAAAAGAUUGGAAAAAGAAGAGCUAAAAAAGAAAUCAGAAAAAAAUAAAGUAAGAACAAGAGCAGAAAGAGAUGCACUAAAUAAGAAGCUGGAAGAGGAUGAGCUGAAUAAAAGAUUGCAAGAAGAAGAGCUAAAUAAAAGAUUAAAAAGAGAAGAGAUAAAAAAGAAGCUAGAAGAGACUAAAAGAGAAAAAGAUGCGAUAAACAAGAAUCUGGAUAAAAUAAAAAAGAGACUGGAAGAAGUUAGAGCAAAACAGGAGAUAGAAGAGAACAACACAUACAACAGUCUAAGUGGCGCUGAACAGGUAGUAAAAGACAAAUUGUGCGAAAUAGUCCAUCUGUAUGAUGGCAUAUGCAAGAACAUAGGAGCUGACAAGGCCGAGUGGUUUAUGAAGCAUGUUGGAUUUAUUAAGACAGUUACUGAAUGCCUAGACAGGCCUGUUCUGUUUUUUGAAAACAAACCAACUUCUCUGUCUGAGAUAAUAGACCAUCUAUUCUAUCCCGAGGAACGAGUAGCAUAUCCAUGGGAUGCUAUCAAUGUACACUCUGUAAGACUGGAUAUUCCUCCUGAGCUGAGAAAAAGCGAUGACUUGCUGAACAUUCUAUUCACUUACGUGAAAAAAAAGAUAUUUCCGCUGACAUACAUCACAAUAUGCAACAGUGCGCCCUCAAGUAACUUUAAAUUCACAGAGUUCGACUGUUUUACCAGGGUGAGAGAAGUCACUCUGAUUGAUGUGUCUUUGCACUCGAAUACUUUUAAGGACA